Messenger RNA from Scomber japonicus (chub mackerel), 2096 nucleotides. It is a transcript of the gene icam5, whose product is annotated as intercellular adhesion molecule 5. Gene Ontology annotation, molecular function: integrin binding. The record is from RefSeq and is a predicted model, not a curated record. The coding region runs from base 39 to 1739 and encodes 566 amino acids. Lineage: Eukaryota; Metazoa; Chordata; Actinopteri; Scombriformes; Scombridae. The transcript is spliced from 7 exons. Gene Ontology annotation, biological process: cell adhesion.
CAGACAAAGUGUCAGUUUCUGCCUUGGAUUAUCGUCCGAUGGUGGAGGGCACAAAGCACGAGCUGACAUGUGAAAUCAUCAAUGUAGCGCCUGUAAAAUACCUCACUGUGAAGUGGUACCGAGACAGUGAAGUUGUGCACACAGAAACGUUUAAUGACACCAGUUUGACCCCAGUGAAUGCGUCCUCUACUUUGAUCGUCACUCCUGAGAGUAAUUACGAUGGAACACAUUACAAAUGCGUAACUGAGCUGCACCUAGGACCAAAUGGACCAGAGACCGUCUCCAAAGAAUCUGCACCUUACACUGCUGAUGUGCACUAUAAGCCACAUAACCUAAGUUGUCCACAGAAUUUUGCUGGUGUGGAGCAUCAUAUCAGUAUGGAUAAGGUGCCCUGUCACGCUGAUGGAAACCCUCGACCCACUGUUCAUUGGUACAAUAAGGGAGUCCUGAUUAAUGGGUCUGAGCCUCUCACCAGGACUCAAUCAGGAGAGUACACAGCUGUAUUCAAAAAUAGUAUUGGCAACAUCAGCACUAUUGUUGAUAUCACAGUUGAAUAUAGUCCUUCAUUUACUUGUGACGAUCACUAUGAUGUCAAAGAGAAUGAUAACCCCCAAACUACGUGUAAACCAGCGGGAAUGCCCAUGCCCAGUGUCACCUGGUUUAAAGAUGGACAGAAUGUGACUCUCCCGCCGCUCUGGACAAGUCUUUUUGGUGGAAAAUAUUUACUUAGAGCAACCAACAAGCAUGGACACGCCGACCAUACACUGCAUCUCAAUGUGUCCUAUAAGCCACAUAACCUAAGUUGUCCACAGAAUUUUGCUGGUGUGGAGCAUCAUAUCAGUAUGGAUAAGGUGCCCUGUCACGCUGAUGGAAACCCUCGACCCACUGUUCAUUGGUACAAUAAUGGAGUCCUGAUCAAUGGGUCUGAGCCUCUCACCAGGACUCAAUCAGGAGAGUACACAGCUGUAUUCAAAAAUAGUAUUGGCAACAUCAGCACUAUUGUUGAUAUCACAGUUGAAUAUAGUCCUUCAUUUACUUGUGAUGAUCACUAUGAUGUCAAAGAGAAUGAUAACCCCCAAACUACGUGUAAACCAGCGGGAAUGCCCAUGCCCAGUGUCACCUGGUUUAAAGAUGGACAGAAUGGGACUCUCCCGCCGCUCUGGACAAGUGAUUUUGGUGGAAAAUAUUUACUUAGAGCAACCAACAAGCAUGGACACGCCGACCAUACACUGCAUCUCAAUGUGUCCUAUGCACCUGUGUUUAAUGAGGGAAAUUACUCUAUGGAGGUGACCCUGGGUGAAAAUGUGACUUUUAACUUCAGUGCUAAGGGCAACCCUAACAUAACAAUUAUGUGGAAGUUCAACCCUGAAAAGAAUGUGAAUGUGACCACUGGGGGGAGCAAUACGGUCGUCAGCAUCACAGGAGCCACGUCUACCAAUGAUGGUGUUUACUUGUGUACUGCCAGUAAUACAAUUGGGACGGUUACAAGAUCUGUCAUACUAAGAGUGAAGCUCCCUGGGUCACAUUCCCGUUCAUCACCUCUCUCCGUCUCUUGGUUAUAUAUUUUUAUUAUUAUAUUGGGCAUCGUGGCCGCCACCAUCAUCAUCCUCUGCAUCUGGAGAAAGCUUCAAAGUAAAAAGCGUGGACAAUAUACUUUUCUCCCUGACAAAGUAAAUGAAAGAUCAGAAAUCCCCAUGACUCCAGUGUCUAAUGGGAAGACUAAUGGCAUAACGGUUUAGGAUAUUUAUUACUUGUGGAAUAAGUAAAAUCAAAUCAACUCUGGGGACUAAAAUCAUAUUGAGGUAUGAAUUUUAUCUUUCAGGGGACCGACCUGUAAAUAUUGCUUAAUUUUCAUUUUUAUGCAUUCUUUUUAGUUUGUUAACCAUUAGAAGUUUCCUGAUUAUUAUAAUGCUCGAUUAUUAUUAUUAUGUUUAUUAUGUGUUGUAGCUGUGUAAACUUUUUUUUUUUUUUUUUUUUUUUUUAACUCUUAACAACAUUACACAAUAGCUUCAGUGUUAAUGUAUCGUGUUUUAUUUGGAUGUAUAUAAGAAAUGUACAUAAAUCAUUUCAGAUCGUCAAUAAAAAAAGAAAAAUCA